CUUCUGAAGGACGACAAUCUUAGGAGAGCAAAAUUCAGCGUUCACGGCGAAGAUAUUUUACCAGCUAUCCAGGAAACGUUGGACAUGAACUUGAAGAUGAAAUCAUACUUUGUUGUUGCACAAAUAUUUCCACAGUAUGUACAGCUUACUUUGCAUCAAACCGUUAAGUUGGCAUCGUCUGAAGAAGAUGCGGCCACUAUUCUUAUUGAGGAUAAAAUAGUGUACUUUGAUGAUGUGUAUGAUGAAUUAUGCCAGAACAUUUGGAAGAACAUGCAGUACAAUUGUCAGAUCGAUUACUGUAUCACACACAAGGGUAAAAAAAAUGAAGAAUUUGAUUUCGGCUCAUUCCAAGCAUACCGAGUCAUUCGCCAAACUCUAAUGCAACAGAUUGCCGAGCUUCUAAAAAACGAUGGUAGUAAUUUAGACAUGGAUUUAUGUACAAAAUUAAACAUCAACAACAAUUGUACUUGUCUUGUGCGGAUUUCUCUUCGUCUCAUAACUGAGAUAAGUCUACAGCCAGUCAUAAAAAGAAUUGUAACAACGAUAGCGGGCUCAUUGACUAACUACGAUCUAUUUGGAAAUUACAAGACGGAUUAUCUUUUUGUGCUGGGAGAUCCUUUUAAUCUCUCUUACAACUCACCUUUUUAUACUGUGUACACCACAAUAAUUCAAAGAGCAAUGGAUGAUGGCAUACAAUCAAAAGGAAAAGAUACCCAGGCAUUCGUAAUGAAAGAUUCCCUUAGCCAGUUAUUGGAUAUGUUCAAAAUGAUCAAGCCUCAUAUGUUUGGCAGGUUCAUCAAUGGAACUUUGUGUCAGGUUCCAAAUAAUACAUAUGGGGUGCGGCUUUAUUCACAAAGAUGUUAUCCGUUUUCUCGUGUAAACCGUAAUGGUGACAUAAAAAAUGAUGUAGAAGGGCAGGGUGAUUACCUAAUUUUUAUUGAAAAAGGGAAGCCACUCUCGACAACAGGAACGAUGAUCAAAAUUAAGGGAGAAAAAAUAAGUUCUACAUUUGCUUGUGUGUUUUUUUUUAUUUUGUUAUUACUGUUUUAAACGACGACAUUCUAACUUUUGAUACUAAUGCCACUUUAGACAUUAUUCGAACCAGACAUCUCGGUAGUAGCAAACUGAAAAAAUAUGAUACUUUAGAUGCAACCGCGAACGGCUCAUGGGAAGAUAUUUAUUCCGGCGGUCAAACACCUUCAGCCUAUGAUCUCAUCGUAGAGUAUAAGCACCUCAACUAUGAUCAUUCUUUAGAAUUUACUAUGAGAAGAAUGAUUGAUUAUGACUAUGGUGGAAAUCCAACUAAAUUUUGGGUUUUAGGAGAGCCAUUAACCUUAGCUUAUAUUUGAGUAGCAAGUUUAAUAAAAACAUUAUUGUGGUGGUACCCUAGCUGAAUUUAGG
Molecule: messenger RNA, 1401 nt
Organism: Mucor mucedo
Lineage: Eukaryota; Fungi; Mucoromycota; Mucoromycetes; Mucorales; Mucoraceae
Exons: 2
Coding region: 85-1050 (321 amino acids)
Source: RefSeq, a predicted model, not a curated record